AGAAAGGACUGCGUCUUGAACCUGGACUGAGAUAAGGCCUCGCCAUGACGUCACGGCUGGACCGUCUGUUCGUGCUGCUGGAGGCGGGCGCGGGCGCGGCAACACGGCGCGCAGCGGCGCGGCAACUAGGCGAGGUCCAGAAGGCACACCCCGAGGAGCUGCACCGGCUGCUCCACCGCCUGAUGAAGCAUCUCCGCUCGCCCGCCUGGGAGACCAGGGUCGCCGCCUCGCAGGCAGUGGAAGCGAUUCUGACGAACGUUCCACAAUGGCAUCCCCCGCCCUUCACCGGCAAGAAAGAGGAAAAACCCGAAUGCGACGGGCGGCUGCGAUGCGAGACGUUCGACAUCGAGAAGGUUCUCCGCCACGGCGCACACCUCAUGGGCUCGGAGGGCCACGAGUACGACCUGGACGAAGAGGCCCUUAAUGCCGCCGACAUAAACGAGCGUCUGUCGCGUCAGCGGCAGCAGCUGAACGCGCGCCUCGGCUUGGAGGUGGCGUCCAGCCUGGGCGUGGACCUGACCGCCGCGCUGUACACCAACGACGACCUCUGUCCCGCCAAGCCGCCGCCAGUCAAGGCUGAAGUCGUCAGGAGGCCAGUGCAAGAGCUAGUCCCAUCGUCGUCCAAGCCGCUCAGCUCCCGCGAGAUAAACCUAGCGAAGCGCAAGGCGCGACAAGCGGCGUUCUGCAAGCAGAAGUCGCGCGAGUGCGAGGAGUCGCCCGCGCCGCCCACGCCGCCGGCCGAGCCCGACCGGAAGAAGAUCAAGCUGGAAGUGGACGAGUUUAGCUUGGAGCAGUCGCUAGCAGUGCCGGACUGCUCGGGAGCGUGGGGUCCCAGCUCGAGCUGGCCGCUGGAGAGCUGGUGCGGCGCGCUGCAGGCCACGCUGUUCAGCGCGGCGUGGGAGGCGCGCCACGGCGCCGCGUCGGCGCUGCGCGAGCUGCUGCGCGCGCCGAUCGCCGCCUCGGCGGGGCAGGCGGCAGGCCACACGCCGCAGCAGAUGGAAGACGCCCACCAAGAAUGGCUGGAAGACAUGGCGCUGAGGUUGCUGUGCGUUUUGGCGUUGGACCGUUUCGGAGACUUUGUGUCAGAUCAGGUGGUGGCCCCGGUGCGCGAGACGUGCGCGCAGACGCUGGGCGUGGCGCUGGCGCAGCUGCGCGCGCCGCGCGUGCGCGCCGUGGCCGCGCUGCUGUCCGCGCUGGCCGCGCAGCAGCAGUGGGAGGCGCGCCACGGGGCGCUGCUCGGCUUCAAGUACCUGCUGGCCGCCAGACAGGAAGUGGCGUGCUGCAGCGGCGUGAUCGAGCACCUGAUAUCGGGGCUGAGCGACCCCGCCGAGGACGUGUCGGCCGUGGCGGCGGGCGCGCUGGCGCCGGCCGCGGCCGCGCUGGCCGCCCAACGCGCCGAGGGGCUGCCCACCGUCGUCGCCAGGCUGUGGCAGCUGCUGCACGACCAGGAUGACCUCGCCUCGCCUGCCAAUUCGUACAUGGCACUGUUGGCUUCUCUAAUGGCCAUGCCGCAAGCGGCCAAACUCCUGCACCCCAUCGACUUGGCCGACGUCCUACCGAGGCUUUGGCCGUAUUUGGACCACUCCACCAGCUCGGUCAGAAAAGCUUCCCUCCAAACACUGAGGACCCUCACGAGACCACUAGUCACUGAAGUUAAGGCUCCAGACUCGAAUGGAAAUGGCGAGGCCAGCAAUGGAGAGGUGAAACCAAUAAACGGCGUCCAAUAUUUAAUGUGGACCCCUGAACUACUACAAGAGGCUAUGAGACACGUUUACCAAAGAAUUUUGUUUGAGCACGUCGGUGAUAUACAGAUGAUUGCUGUUCAAGUUUGGGAGAAUCUCCUCCGAUACGCGCCGCUGGGAGUAGUGCUAGUUGCCGCCUGCCCGUUGCUGGCUACCUGGCUAUGCCUCGCCAUGCAGCCAGCUAGAUUACCUAUAGCACCUAACCUCUUACUUCAGCCGCCUCCUAAAGAAAAGCGGGCGCCAACUAAACCGAGCCAAUUAGGGGAGGGCCUGCCGCCUGAGGCGAGGCCCAAUCAGAAAUGGUUCCUAGGUGGAAGCGAAUCUCAACCUACCUGCGUUCGCGAUAAGAACGUGACUCGAGCGCGCUGCCUCGCAGCUGAGAUCCUCGGGUAUCUCUCCUGUUAUCUAGUACAACCGGCUCCCGGUAUAGAGUACAAACCUGAAGACGAAAGCCCUAUAGACUGCUUCGUAAAAGUGUUGUUAGUGCAUUUGAGGUCGUCGAGCGCGCUGCAGCGGCUAGUAGCAGGGCUAGUGGUCUCCGCGUGGGCGCGACGCUCCUUACACCACAAUCUCUUUCCCCCUCCGAUAUUCGGUGAAAAACGAGACGACGUCAUCGACGAUCCAAUAAGUCGACUAGCUCCGCCCCCGCUAACGAUAACUUUACACGCGUCUCUCAACCAAGCGCUAUACUACGAUGAAGUGGCUUUAAACUGCAACAGAAUACUUCAAGAAGCUAGAGAUUUACUGGCCAUGAUGAAGCACUACAAACUACCGGUAGACGGCGAAGAAUUCAACAACAUCCUCCGCCUCGAGCAAGUUAUUCACAUGACAACAGUCACAGAGCCUAUGGUGGCGUCUCUAAAAUUAAAACGGGUAGUUACGACCUUAGAGGAGCGUCGAAGGAAUCUCCAAACUGCCGUGAACCAAUGCGCGACAGAACAGACUAUUCUGAACAUUUCAGUGCAGGCAGCUUUAGCAGGGGCUUGUGCUAGCUUAAACUCGUUACCAGAGAAGUUGAAUCCAGUAGUAAGACCCCUAAUGGAGAGUAUAAAGAAGGAAAUGUGGGAGGAGCUUCAGGCGCAGUCGGCGGAGUCGCUGGCGGCGCUGGCGUCGCGCCUGGUGUGCCGCGAGCCGAGCCCUAACAACAAGAUACUGCACAACUUGAAGGCGUUUCUGAGAUGUGACCCUGAGUUUACGCCACACGUGUCCCUGGCCGAAAACACAGACGAGAACGGAGACUCUGGGAGCGGCGACAGCGGGGCGGAGGGGAAGGCGGAAAGAGCAUUGCAUGGACCCACAAUGGACUCGUACGUGGGUAUACUGACUCUAUGGGAGCAGCAGCGGUCGGCGGUGAAGGUGACUCCCCGCCGCGGCCGCCCGCCGCAGCACCACGCCGUGCCGGACGUGCCGCUCGACGUCCUGCACGACCGCGAGGACGAGAACCGGAAAAAGCUUCGUAUCCAGCGUAGAGGGGCGACGCUGGCUUUCACUAGUCUGACGAGAUACUUCGGCGACGAGCUGCCCGAGAAACUACCCAAACUAUGGGAGUUCAUCACGGAACCGUUCGCGAACGUCAUGAGUGACAGUGAGCUGGAAAGCGUGGACGUGGAAGCGUCCGAGGAGCUAAUCUCCCGCCUGCAAGUGUUCGAGGCCGUGUGCUCGUCGCUGGCGCCUGGCACCUGGGCGUCGGCGGCGCGCGGCGCGGCGGCGUGCGCGCGGCUGCUGCGGCACGCGCACACCGCCGUGCGGCACAUGGCGGCGCGCGCGCUCGCCGCCAUGGCGCGCCGCGACCCGCACGGAGUCAUGGCCACCGUCGUCAAACAUCUGGUGCCAGCCCUGAGUGACAUGAGCGCCGUCCGCGUCCGGUGCGGCAGCGCAGAGGGCCUGUCCAGGGUUGUCGAAGCGUUGCAACUGCAAGUGGUGCCAUACAUCGCGUUGCUCGUCAUACCUCUAUUAGGUCGUAUGAGCGACCACUGCGAAGCCGUCCGCGUGAUGUCCACCCGCUGUUUCGCUUCCCUCAUACAACUCAUGCCUCUCGACGGCGCCGCGCCCGAACCAGAGGGCUUAUCGCCAGAACUGCGGGAGAGGCGGCUUAGCGACAAGCGGUUCCUGGAUCAGCUGUUCAACCCACGGUCUAUUCAAGACUACAAAAUUCCAGUGCCCGUGGCAGCGGAACUCAGGAGCUACCAGCAGGCGGGCGUGAACUGGCUGCGGUUCCUGAACGAGUACCGGCUGCACGGCGUGCUGUGCGACGACAUGGGGCUGGGCAAGACGCUGCAGUCCAUCGUGGUGGUGGCGGCCUCGCACGCCGAGCGCCGGGACCCCGGCGCGCCCAGUCUCGUGGUCUGCCCGCCCACGCUCACAGGGCACUGGGUGUUCGAAGUGAACAAGUUCAUCUCCAGCAAGUACCUUAAGCCGCUGCAGUACGUGGGCCCGCCGGUGGAGCGCGAGCGGCUACGCGGCCACGUCAAGAACUUCAACCUGAUCGUCGCCUCCUACGAUAUCGUGCGGAAGGACAUCGACUUCUUCAGCGCCAUCAAGUGGAACUACUGUAUCCUGGAUGAGGGCCACGUGAUCAAGAACGGCAAAACCAAGGCGUUCAAAGCCAUAAAGCAACUAGUCGCUAAUCAUAGGUUAAUAUUGUCCGGAACACCCAUACAGAACAACGUGCUGGAGCUGUGGUCGCUAUUCGACUUCCUGAUGCCCGGCCUGCUCGGCACGGAGCGGCAGUUCACGGCGCGCUACUCUCGCCCCAUCCUGCUCGCGCGCGACGCCAAGGCCACGCCGCUGCAGCUCCAAGCGGGCGCACUCGCCUGCGAGGCUCUGCACCGACAGGUGCUCCCGUUCCUACUGCGGCGCGUAAAAGAAGACGUGCUAAAAGAACUCCCGCCGAAGAUCACCCAAGACUACUAUUGCGAGCUGUCACCUCUCCAGAGGCGCCUGUACGAGCAGUUCAGCAAGCACCUGCCGCCGCAGGUCACCCGCCAGCAACACGUGUUCCAGUUCCUCCACUACCUGCAGAACGUGUGCAACCACCCGAAGCUGGUGCUGACGCCGGAGCACCCCGAGUACAGCAAGGUGCAGCAGCAGCUGGCCGCGCAGCGCUCCAGCCUCGACGACAUCGACCACGCCGCCAAGCUGCCCGCUCUCAAGCAACUCCUCCUAGACUGCGGCAUCGGCGUGACUCCAGACGCCGGCGACACCGGCGCAGUGGUCUCCCAGCACCGCGCGCUCGUGUUCUGCCAGCUGAAGAAGAUGCUCGACAUCGUGGAGCGGGACCUGCUGCAGAAGCACCUCCCCUCCGUCACGUACCUGCGGCUGGACGGGUCCGUGCCGCCGCAGCAGCGCCACGCGCUCGUCACCAGGUUCAACAACGACGUGUCCAUCGACCUGCUGCUGCUGACCACCACGGUGGGCGGUCUGGGGCUGAACCUGACGGGCGCGGACACGGUGAUCUUCGUGGAGCACGACUGGAACCCCAUGAAGGACCUGCAGGCCAUGGACCGCGCGCACCGCAUCGGCCAGCGCCGCGUCGUCAACGUCUACCGCCUCGUCACCCGCGCCACGCUCGAGGAGAAGAUCAUGGGAUUACAAAAAUUCAAGCUCCAGACGGCGAACACGGUGAUCAGCAGCGAGAACGCGGCCAUCGAGACCAUGGGCACCGAGCAGCUGCUCGACCUGUUCCAGCCCUCCCCCCCCGCCCCCCACGCCGCCCACACCCCCUCCCCCGGGCCCUCGCUGGAGGCGCUGCCCGACCUGUGGGACGACCGCCAGUACGAGGAGGAGUAUGACAUGUCACACUUUAUUAGGGGACUCAACACGCUGAAGGAGUAA
This is a messenger RNA of Cydia amplana, 5576 nucleotides long. It is a transcript of the gene Hel89B, whose product is annotated as TATA-binding protein-associated factor 172. The transcript is spliced from 26 exons. The record is from RefSeq and is a predicted model, not a curated record. Gene Ontology annotation, molecular function: DNA binding; ATP binding; TBP-class protein binding. Bases 45 to 5576 code for a protein of 1843 amino acids. Lineage: Eukaryota; Metazoa; Arthropoda; Insecta; Lepidoptera; Tortricidae.